Molecule: messenger RNA, 1878 nt
Organism: Trichoderma asperellum CBS 433.97
Lineage: Eukaryota; Fungi; Ascomycota; Sordariomycetes; Hypocreales; Hypocreaceae
Molecular function (GO): chitin binding
Source: RefSeq, a predicted model, not a curated record
AUGAAGUCGCCUCAGAGAACAUCUUGGUCGAGGCACCUUGCCUCAUGGGCCAUUGCCCUCUGUCUGACAGCCACUGUUCGAGCCUCAAACCAAUGUGCGCCGUCGAUAUGGCAGCCGGGGCAAUUUGAAGAUGGGCUGUUUGUAGCUGCCGCCAUUCCCACUCCCACUUCUUCGUUCUCGUCCGGCGCAAGUACGGCCGCCUCCAGCUCUGUGGGCACCACGUCUUCCCCCGUGCCGGUGGUGAUAAGUCCUGUAGUCUCCGGCGGGAACAUCACUACGGGCACGGUGAACUGCCGGUACGCGGGCACCACGGAAGGCAUGGACAUUAACUACUACACCUGCAGCGCGUUGGCAGCCCAGUACGGAAUCAGCGUCGAGACGUUCUUCAUGCUGAAUCCCGAUGUGAAUCCUGACUGUGGGAAUAUUAAAGCUGACACGGAUUAUUGUGUGGCUGGUUUCGUUGAGCCGGCAAGAGCUACAGCCGGACUCUGUGGCCCUCCGAAUGGCAACGCGACUUGUCUUGGAACAGAAUUCCAGUGCUGCAAUGCAAACACGUUCAAAUGCGGCAACUCUACAGAAGACUGCGCAGACGGAACUUGCUACGAAGGCGCUUGCGCAGGAGACUCCGUCUUCACCACCACCGGCGAGUGCGGCCACCAGCACGGCUACAAGCAGUGCGCCGGAGUCUGGGGCGACUGCUGUAACGCGGACGGGAAGUGCGGCACCGGCGAGUCCUUUUGCGGAUACGGCGUGUGCCAGCUUGGGAACUGCACGGUUCCGAGCCAGCCCACGGGCCCGCCUUCGUGGUUGAACGGCAACACGACGGACGGAACCUGCGGCGGAACAAACCACUACACCUGCAGCGUAGUCUAUGGGAACUGCUGCAACAAGGAUGGCAUAUGCGGCUCAUUGGCUUCAGAUUGUGGGGAGGGAUGCCAACCUCAGUUUGGAAAUUGUACCACUCCGAACACGGGCUCUUCAUCUACGAGCUCUUCAUCCAAGGCGUCCUCAUCCAAGACCUCCUCCUCAUCCAAGGUCUCCUCCUCAUCCACCAAAGUGACAACGAGCGGACACACGACCACAGUCAGCUCAAAAUCAUCAACUCCCUCUUCCAAACCGGCAAGUACCCAUGCAACUACCACCACGUCGGCGAAGCCCCCCAACACCUCCAUCCCUGGCGAAGCUGCUUUGCCUUCGUGCGGCCAGCUUUGCUUCAACAACAUGCUCGCUCAGUACUCUUCUCUCGGAUGUAACGCACUAGACGCCUACUGCCUAUGCAACAACGUCGACUUUAGCAAUGGCCUUCGUGACUGUUCAAACGGUGCCUGCGGAACAGCUGUUGCUUCGACAGUUAUUGCCUUUGGGAGUGCGUAUUGCUCUACUGCAUUUGCUACUCAUAAACCAACAACCACUGGCGAAGCUGCUUUGCCUUCCUGUGGUCAGACGUGUUUUAACAACAUGCUGGCUCAGUACUCGCAGCUGGGCUGCCCCAGUCCUCAGGAUUCUUACUGCCUAUGCAACAAUGUCGACUUUAGCAACGGCCUCCGCGACUGUUCAAAUGGCGCUUGCGGAACAGCCGUUGCUUCAACAGUGAUUGCCUUUGGGAGUGCAUACUGCUCUACCGCAUCAGCGACUCACACAGCCGCUGUCACCGGCGUUGGCUCCCUGCCCGCCUGUGGUCAGACCUGCUUUAACAACAUGCUGGCUCAGUACUCGCAACUUGGUUGCGCGAGCCCGGAUCCCAAGUGCCUUUGCAAGAAUGUCAACUUUGGAUACGGGCUGAGGGACUGCUCAAACGGAGCAUGUGGCACCGCUGUUGCUUCAACAGUGAUUGCGUUUGGAAGCUCGUAUUGUGCGUCUGCGACAGCGUCCCCUUAA